Messenger RNA from Pelmatolapia mariae (spotted tilapia), 1601 nucleotides. RefSeq lists its product as uncharacterized. The coding region runs from base 52 to 1248 and encodes 398 amino acids. Lineage: Eukaryota; Metazoa; Chordata; Actinopteri; Cichliformes; Cichlidae. The record is from RefSeq and is a predicted model, not a curated record. Gene Ontology annotation, cellular component: nuclear body. The transcript is spliced from 3 exons. Gene Ontology annotation, biological process: positive regulation of DNA-templated transcription.
GAGAAGUGUCACUGUGUGUUUUCAUGUUUACAUUUGGGGCACCGCGUCAAAAUGAAUCCCCCGAUGAUCAUCUCGACCAGCUCCGUGUCAACAACAAAGAGGAAACGAGAGGCAGAGCGUUCGGUUAACUGGACGGCGGAGGAAACUCAGGUGCUCCUCUGCGCCUGGAGCGAUGAGCGAGUCCAGAAGACUUUGGCUGAAAACCUCAGAAACCGGCAUGUCUUCAAACACCUCUCAGCUCGCAUGAGUGAAAUGGGUUUCUCUCGGAGUCCGCACCAGUGCCGGCUUCGAGUGAAAACUCUCAAGGCUAACUACGUGAGAGCCAAACUGCAGAGAAGCAUGGACAGCUCGCAGCCGUGCACUUUUAAAUACUUUGCCGAGAUGGAUGCGGUGCUGGGCCGAAGGACGGGGGGAGGGGAAGGAGGGUCUCAUUUUGUUUCACACCAACGGGUGUCAGAGGGCCACUUUGACUCCACUGAUGGGACAGGGAGUUUUACCUCGGAUUUAAAUUCCAGUACAAACAUAAGUGGACACCAUUUUGGCUCUUUGGGGAAUUCAAGGAGGCAAAAUUUAAGCUCUUUAGAGGAGAGAGAAGGCUGUCAGCUGGACUCUGAAGUAAAGGUAGAGCACAGAGAAGAGUCGGUGGAUGAGUUAGAGUACAGCGACACUGGAUUCUCACAGCAUCCAAGAGACAGGCACCACGAAGUUUAUCUGGAGACAGCCAUCCACCCGGAUAUUAACGGUAUAACAGUGGAAAAUAGCUCAAGCACUCCUUCUCCACAUGUGGUCCUACCUCUACCUGCUCCUCCUGCUCCCACUCUUACCCAGUCCACUGCUUCUCCUCUCCCAGCACCUCCAGAUAUAAACCCCAACAUCUUCCCUGCCUCUGCCCACCAUCACCCUGCACCUUCCUGUCUUGAACCUGUUCUUAAGCACCUGUCAGAAUGCUUCCAGCAGCUGGUCUCUGAGACCCGGAGCUUGCUGGUGCAGCUGGAGAGUCAAAGGCAGGAGCACGCCCGAUGGCACCAGGAGCUCCUGGCCCAGUGGCUGCAAAGGGAGGAACGGCGGCAGAGGGAGACGGCUGAGAGGGAGGAGAGGAGGGAGAAAGCUCGCAUGGAGCACGAGAUUAGAGUCCUUGAGCUCCUCACCAAUCUGAGCAAACAGCAGGGGUGUAGCUGUGAGGGCAGCCGGACUUUAGCAGGGGGACAAGCUGGUCCAAAUCAUACUAUGAACAAAGACAGGAGUUAGGAGCUUUACAGUGGCUGACCCAAAGCGUGGACUGAUAUUCCUUCUCAGGUGGAAACAAAUAACAUUAGCAAUGAGGCAAGCUCCCACAGUCAGGCCAGCCCGAAUCCUGAGUGGGAGAUUUUAGUUGAGCCAAGUGCACAGAUACCCCCCCCCCAAAAAGAAGCAGAAAGUCUGUGAGAAUAAUGUGAUGACUGUUACUGUGACAUUUAAGGGCCCAGAAAGCCAAAAAAGAGGAAAUUACAGUUGAAGUGUAAAAGAGGAAUUUCUUCUUGUUUUUGCAGUCACAUUGCUUAGGGGAUUUCUGCGGUGUCAGUGAAUUUCGCCAAAUGUUACAGAGUUGUUUCGAUGCACUU